UGGUUUUCGCUUGAAUCAUAACCUUUAAGUUUUUGUCUUUCGAGAAAGUGACCGUCCCAUGCCGAACUGUAUCUGGUCCCUGAACGUGCCUUGGGUAGUAUACCGAAAUAGGCCUUGGAUACUCGGUCCGUCCUGGAUUGACCUGUACAUAUUUCCAGAACGGCUUGCCAGAUGAUUGGUCCUUUUCGAAUAGUGAUAGCGCACUGUUAUAAAGCCGUUUCAUACUCCAAAGGACACUAUCGCUCUCAUUUGUGCCCAGUCGGAUAGUAUUCAGGCGCGCAGGCAGCUAACCUCACCAUUUGUUCAUCCGACCAUCAUCCUGCUCACUCGUUAAACCCACUUUUGCCUUUCCUUACCUUUGUCUUACGCAGCCACCAUCAUUUGUUUUAUUUUCCAUUAUGACAUAUCGUCUGCCCUCUAAUCUCGAAUCCUUCGUGCCCCCUCCUGCUGCUCAAAGUUCGGGCCCUACUUCUGCCCUCACGCAUCCGUGGCGCGGGACGUUCAUUGUCAGUGGCAUGCGGGCCUCUGAUAAAAGCAGCAAUCAAGAAAUCAGAGUCACCGCUGUUGAAACUGAUGGAGAUAAUCGCGUUCAUACAUGGCCAACAAACGUGAUGUUUUCCCUGACGUCUCCAUGCGCACUAUCGAUAAUGUCCCAGGUGCAAUCUUACAUUCGCCAAAACAGAAACAGCCCCAUUCCUUUGUGCACAAUUCUUCCUGAUCGUUUGCGCGACCCGAAUACGAAUGCUGUUAAUCUCUCAAAUUUCAGGAAUCUAUCUCGCAUAUUGUAUGAAAACGAGAUGGUCGCUCUGGCGUCGCUUUCAUCUGCUAGCACGCCAGGAACUCCCCAGGCUCCGCCUUCCUCGGGAAUUCUGAUAUUUCCUGCAUCCAAUUCAACUGCCUUGCUCGUUGGGGCAUUGUUCCUCGAUGGAGAAUCUUUCCCUGACUUUGUGCUGUCUGCGAUGAAAAAUGCCCGGGGUGAUAUGUCGCCUUCGUUUGCUUCGCCCAGCAUCCCAAUUUCUCCUUCCGUUAUCCAAGCGCGGUCGCAGCAUCGUUUAUAUCAGCAAUCAGAACAAAGGGACAUGAUAUCUUCCGGCCCGUUCCGCCCUUACGAACACAUGUCGUCUUCGACAUACCCGUCGACAGCGAUGCGCUAUCAGCACCGUCAGUCGCCAUCCCUAAGUCCCGUGUCGCCGGUCGACAACCCUAACACGUCAAUUGCCGGUUUUCACAAUCGUUCCCAGCAGUACCCCCAGAUGCAACAGAGUACUGACUCCGCUCAACGGCCUUCCGCUGGUCAAUAUCGCUAUAUGAUGCAUAAUCUUUCACUACCACCCGUUCCUGACGAGAGCAACAAUUAUCCAUCUCCUUAUCGACACAGUGAUUUUCCCGGGCCGGCAUCCACUCCAGUGGAUCCAAGGACUAGCUCUCAACCGUGGACGGUGAAGCAGGAAGGUGACGAUCCUUCCGCUUUUUAUCAGCAUGAAAACAGCGGUCCUCAUUCUCGCUACGCUUGACAUUAUUACCUUCUCCUUCGCACAUCAUGAUUCCCUUCCGAUCUUACCAUUUGUUCUCGCUUGUUUUGACGUACUGUAUUAUCGCCUCGAUCCAUCAGGCCGACUGGCUGGAUAUCCCUUAGAGCGGAUUGGUCCACCCGA
Molecule: messenger RNA, 1655 nt
Organism: Guyanagaster necrorhizus
Lineage: Eukaryota; Fungi; Basidiomycota; Agaricomycetes; Agaricales; Physalacriaceae
Exons: 4
Coding region: 399-1514 (371 amino acids)
Source: RefSeq, a predicted model, not a curated record